AUGUCAAACGAUUUGAGGCAGUUGAAAAAUGGCGCCGAAAUGAUACUGAAGACUGCUUUGGAGGAAAGUGACAUUAUAGCCGAUUUUGUUUUUGUGCCGUUCCACGACCCAGCUGUGGGUCCAGCAACGGUAACAAAAGACAAAGAGGUCCUAAAGGCGGCUUUGCAGAAGGUCCAGGUGUAUGGGGGCGGCGAUUGUCCGGAGAUGUCUUUGGGCGGUAUUCAGUUGGCUCUAAACGUCAGCCGGCCGCAGUCUUAUAUAUAUGUGUUUACUGAUGCAACAGCGUUUGAUCAUCAUUUGAUCGGACAGGUGUUGGAUGCAGUUCAGAGGAAGCAGAGCCAGGUUGUGUUCGUACUAACAGGGCAUUGCAAUGAUCUCCAAAAGCCGACAUACAAAGUGUACCAACAAAUAGCAGCAGCUAGCGCGGGACAAGUAUUUAAUUUGAACAAGACCAAUGUUCAUAAGGUGUUGGAUUUCGUCCGAAGCUCUAUAAAAGGCCGAUCAGUAAAUCUAGUUUCAACUGUGAAUCCUCCUGGAUACAAUCAGACGCAAAAGAUCCCGAUAGAUAACUCAGUGAACGAAGUGACCGUCUCCGUGUCGGGAGCCAAACCCCAGAUACGAGUGGUGAAUCCCAGCGGCAAAGAGUUGACUGGGCCACCGCAGUUAGUCGCCACGCUUGAUCUUUCAGAAAUUAUGAUCGUAAAAGUCGUAGAGCCCGAGCCGGGCAACUGGAGCAUAACGGUAGGCAGUUCUGCUGAACAUUCUGUCAAAGUUGUGGGAUUGUCCAACUUGACUUUCAGUCACGGCUUCUCAGUGCUCCCUCCCUCAUCCAUGGCGGACACCAGCUAUCGACCUUUACGGGGUACCUAUAACUACCUGGUAAUAUCUCUAAGCGAUAAUUCAAAUGUAACUGAAAAUAUAAAUUAUGUGGAGGUAUUAAGUUUAAACGGAAAGACGUUGUUCGAAGUUCCGCUCGAUUUGUUGGAUAACAAGACAAAUCUAUACGUAACGAGAGCGUUUUUGCCACCAGAAGAAUUGUUCUAUAUUUCUAUAAAUGGAGUUGACAAAAAUGGCAAUAGUUUAAGAAGAGUGGGCGCUACUGCAGUGCAAGCGAAGUCUCCUGAUACUCCGUAUUUGGCCGUAACUCAGAAGAUAGAGGCGCAAGCGCACGAUCGAAUAGUGUUGAUGUGUAAAGUGGAGAGCCUCGUCCCUGUCACGGCGGGGUGGCACAGAGACGGACAGACAAUGCAGUCGAACAUUUCCAGUCUGCAAAGUACCUCAGUGCAAUACGUGAUACAAGAUAUGUCGGAACUGGACGUCGGCACAUAUGAAUGCGUUGCCGACAACGUUGCUGGAUUGUCUUCUGCGGUGACUGUCGUAGAUCUAAUAGUGGAACCUCCUCAAAUUAUAGUGUCGCCACUUAAUACUACAGUCGUGAUAGAAGGAAAUCUGACCAUUUCUUGUUCAGUAAUUAGCGACACUUCACUUCAAAAAGCAUUUAUAAUUUUUAACGGAACAAACCACAACUAUGAUAUUCACUUCGCGUUGGAUUAUAAUUCUGAUGGAGUAUACUCUUUCACUAAAACGAUACGAAAUGCGACAGAACAAGACCAAGGAAUGUAUAUGUGUGUUGCGAUUAAUAAAGGUGGGUCUUCAAACUCAUCUACUCACAUAAGCAUCCAAUCUCAUCCCCUGGCCCACAUUCUCGGGCCGCACACACUGACACGCCCAGCGCACACACGUGCGCAGUUCGUGUGCUGUAUAGAGAACGCCCAGCAAAUGUACUGGAUGGACCCACAGAAAAAUAUCCUGAACCAAGUCAACGUCAACGGCUCUUAUAAUGCACUUUUAGAUAUACAUGAUGUUAUGGAAGAUGGCGUUUGGACGUGUGUCGCCGUCAGAUACAAUUAUACAGCAUCCGACUCAAUAGAACUUCGUGUGCUAAUCAAACCGGAGGUUAAAAUAGAGGGCUCUCAUAAUAUAACUGUCUUAAACGGAUCGGUAGCGAAAGUCGAGUGUAUAGUACUUGCCAAGCCGAAACCCCGGAUUCUGUGGCACAUGGAAACUGAACGAUUUCUUCCACACGAAGUAACUAUAAUAUCGUCGAACCAAUAUAAAAGCGUGCUAACAUUGGACAGCACCAAACAGCCUGUAAAUGGAACUUAUUUCUGCUUUGGGGAAAACUCUGAAGGGAUCGAGCAGGACAGCAUCACCGUGCGAGUGAGACGAAAAAUGAUUUUGGUCGAGGGCUUCAGGGAUCAAUCGGUUGAAAUCUACUCAAAAGUUAAACUGGCAUGCCGAGUAGACUCGUAUCCUCCACCAAAAAUAUCGUGGUUUCACAAUAAUACACAGCUUCCAGCCGAUUCCACCAAGAUGCUAAAUUUUUCUAUAACAAUAGAGGUGGUAGAUUUCGACGAUCUCGGCUCGUACUCGUGUGUUGCUGAAAAUGAGUAUGAAGUCCUACAGGUGAACGCAACCCUCACGGUUAAAGGUUUGGAUGUUCCCAGGUUAUCAAAAGUCCCAGCCAACAUCGUCACUCGAAAAGGAAAAUCUGUUGUUUUGACAUGUAGGGUUCUCAAGGGCAACCCCAAACCAACUCUAUCAUGGCAGCACAGACGACACAACUCGACAAAUUAUACAAGUUUGCCAAACGACGUUCUCAUUGAUGGAAAUGAUUUAAAUAUAUCGAGUGCAAAUACAGAGGUUGAAGGCACGUAUCGAUGUGUCGCACAAAAUAUUCUAGGAAAAGAUCAAUAUGACAUCGAGCUGAUUGUUCAAUACCCACCAGAAUUAAAAAGGCCAGAGGAUCUCAAGUCCAGUCCAAUGAAUAUAAAACUCGGUGAUAAAUUGAAACUCAGUUGCGAUGUGAUUGGGAAUCCGACGCCCGUCGUUGUAUGGACAAAGGGUUACCAGACGAUUCCCUUCUCUAAGAAUAUAUAUCUGAGUGAAGGUAACGAUCUAAUGAUACGCAAUGUGACUGAGUAUGAUAACGGUAUUUACUCUUGUGAAGCCCUGAGUCCAUUGGGCUCCGUGAGCAACAACUUUACAAUUAAUGUUUAUCAGGUUCCCGAAAUUGAGUCAAACACAGAUCCCGAGAAGGAAAUAUCAGAAGGGCAACUAGUUCAGUUUCCCUGCCUCGCUCGGGGUCUACCGUUCCCCACUAUAAAGUGGACACAUAAUGGGAAACCUAUAUCUGAGAGGCGAAAGUUUAUUGAUGAAUAUGGAAUUAGAUUUGUAGCGAAUUUAACCGACUUCGGCGAAUACGUUUGUGAAGCGAGCAACGGGUAUGGCUCCGUCACUUUCAACUUCACUCUGUAUGUUUGGGUGGCGCCCUCAAUCGAUCCGCCUCUCGAAGUAAAUUUAAAUAUACGAGUUGCGGACAAUGCGACAUUAAACUGUGAUGUCGUCGGGUUUCCGGUUCCAACUAUAGUUUGGGAGUUCAAUGAAAAAUCACUUCAAGCUAAUACUACAAGUAUUACUUUCAACGAUGUAGGCAAUUUAUUUUUACACAACGUGACCAUGGGUAUGGAAGGAGAGUUUGCGUGUGUCGCUGAAAACGUUGCCGGUGUAGCCAUUAAAACUUUUUAUGUAAUUGUUGAAGAACGCCCCGUUUUCGACACUGAAAGCUUAGAUGAGUAUAUUGGAAUAGCUGGAAAAGAUCUAUCUAUGGUACUUAGUUGUAAAGCGACAGGGAAACCUCGCCCUUAUAUGCUUUGGGUAAAAGACGGGGUUUAUUUAGACAGCGAUUCCCGAUAUGAAAUAAAUGACGAAGGUACUUUAACGAUAAAACAGCCCCAAUUGGAGAUGAGUGGCAACUACACAUGUAUCGCUAAGAACUCUCUUGGAUAUAUCAGUAGAAUUGUUCAAGUACAUGUUUAUUCUAUGCCAACCCUCCAAUCGGACGAAGCUGAAUCGUCAGUGAGAGACCUCGUCGAGGGUACCAGUGCAGUAUUGGAGUGUCCCGUCCGGCACAGCGAACGUGUCAUAUGGUAUAAGAAUGCAGUUUUAAUAGCGAACGGCUCUCUAGCAUUUCCAAACGUGAGUCGAUCCGUUUCCGGACAAUAUGCGUGCGUCGUGACUAACAGGGUUGGCUCCACCCAUGCUUUGGUCACUGUGAACGUUGUGUGGCCUCCGAGCUUUGGGAAUCGACCGGAAAAGGAAGUGCAGCUCUUGAAGGGUGAUGACGCAGUCUUUGACUGUGCCUUUGAUGCUAAUCCACGGGGGAACAUACAAUGGUUCUUCGAUUCCAAAUUGCAAGUAGGAGAGGACGGGCACAAGUUGAAGGUGAUGAACGCUCAGACAAGCCAUAGUGGAAUAUAUAAAUGUGUAGUUAGCAACGACUACGGAAGCGUAAUUAGAGAAUUUAAGUUAGAUGUACUAGUUCCGCCAUACAUUUCUGAAUUUGAUCUACUCGAGGUGUAUUUGAAAGAAGGGACGAACGCCACUCUCGAAUGUAAGGCGGAGGGAUAUCCCCUACCCGAGAUAUCAUGGACUUUCGAAAACGCGAAUUGGCAUAUUGUUAACUUGACUCUUACAUCGACAAACGUAUCUAUACAGUCUGAAGACAUUUUUCGGUGUGAUGCGAAGAACAAAGCCGGAGUCACGCACCUAGUCUACAAAGUCACUAUAGUUAGUGCUGCCAGAGUAAAAAAUAUUGCCUUUUUUGUCGGAGGAGAAGGAAAUAAUGCAGAGAAAAGUGUGGACGUAGCUCUCAAGAAUGAUGUGCGAAUAUCCUGCUCUGCUACUGGCAAUCCUUUUCCGACCAUCCAAUGGUUCCGAAAUGGUAAUAAAGUAAGCCAAAAUAUCGCAAAUAUUCCUUACGCCGAUCUCUUCCUUGCCGACGUGACAUUGACUCAGGCAGGCAAAUAUACUUGUGUUGUUGCGAAUGAGGGUGGCAUCGACGAGAGGGAUAUAAGGGUCAACGUUCUUGAACCACCAAGUAUUUUUGGAAGUCUGUCCCAGAAUAUAAAUGACUCAAAUAUAUUUAAUUUGGAUGUGCUAUUGGAACAAUCUUUUUACAUGCACUGCCAUGCAUACGGAAACCCUGUGCCAGAAAUAUACUGGUUCAAGGAUGGUUUGCCAUUAAAAUUAUAUGAUGAGAGCAUGGUGUCCGAGGAUUUCGGGGAAGUUAUAGUUGUGCGGCGGGCUAAAGAAGAUCACACUGGAAAUUACACGUGUGUGGCCAGAAACAGUGUUGGGGAAGCAAGCGUCGUGUACCUGGUCGAUGUUUUAGUCGCCCCACCUCAGCCAAAAGACACGAAACAUAUAAUUAUUCAUAUGGGACAAUUAUUGAAUCUGACGUGUCCUGCGACGGGUCGCCCUCUGCCCCACGUGACCUGGGUCAAACAUCCCUACAGCGAGCUGGAACCAUCCGCCAAAAUAAAUCUGUCAAGGGAUAACUACACUUUAGCCAUAAACAAUACAGACGUGCUUGAUAGCGGCAAAUAUUCCUGUGUAAUGACCAACAAAGUUGGGGCCACCGAGAUAAUAUUCGACGUGGUGGUUCAGAAAGCGCCUUCUAUUGCGCCUAGUGGAAACGCUUCCGAGAAACAUGUGAUCGCGUUGCGACGCAGCAUUGUAUUGAAAUGUGAGACUGACGGGAAUCCUCCACCGAGGAUUACUUGGUUGAAGGAUAUCCAAAGGCUGCAUGAGAAUUUGCCAAACAUAGAAAAUCUCUUAAGCACAAGUCUCCUAUCCAUUUGGAGCGUGAGCGUUCGAGACGCAGGGCAGUACAUCUGCAUAGCCGAGAACGAGGCCGGCACCGCCCACAAGAGAUUCGAUCUCGUCGUGCGAGUGCCAGGUAAGUGGAGCCGUUGGUCAGGCUGGAGUUACUGCAAUGUGACGUGCGGACACGGCUAUCAGAAGCGCACGCGCCUCUGUCAAUAUAUAGACGACAAUGACAACAUGUAUGAUAAAACUACCCAAACAGAAAAAAUAAUUUUAGAAGAGUCCGCUUGCAAAGGCAGUACUGUGGAUAGAAGGAAAUGUCACAUGCCACCAUGUGAGGAUGAAGUAUCUUUAUCGCACUGGUCUGCUUGGUCUCGCUGGUCUGCGUGUUCGUCGCGUUGCGGGUCCGGCACGCAGACGCGCACGCGCACGUGCAAAGGACGCGCCUCUUGUAGCGGAGAUAACGUCCAGAUAAGGAAAUGUCCGAGCCUUCCUCCGUGUCGGACGAGCUCUUCGACGAACGACGUAUACGGCGGUGGAAUCGACAACAGAAAUUUGAAAUUGGAUUAUUUGCCGGAGUUAACAUUUGAAUUGCAACCAGAAGCUCGGAGCUCUGUAGCGGGAGAUUACGACGACUAUUACUCGACGUAUUCGUCAGCGAAUAAACCGUCUCCAUAUUACGAAGUGAAGGUGACGGAGAACUCGGACGAGAGCGAUCGCGGUCCCUGCGCCCCUGGCCUCUGGCGCGACCGAGCCGACGACGUGUGUCUCGAUAUAGACGAGUGCACCCUAGACGCGAACCGGUGCCAUACAACCCAAGUGUGCACGAACAUAGUCGGUGGGUAUCGGUGUUCGUGUCCCAGGGGCUACAUGUCGCUCGGGGCUGGACAGCGCUGUUUAGACGUGAACGAAUGUGAGCAUAAGACGUCCGGCUGUGAGUUCGCGUGCGUGAACACGGCGGGAGGAUUCGCGUGCGCAUGUCCCGCGCAUCUGCGCCUGCACGAGGACAGACGUCGCUGUGUUCCGCGUGUGCCCUCGUACGACGACUUCGGGGAGGAGUAUUUGAGUGCGUCACUAGACUUCCCCAGCCGAGCGAGAGGUUGA
Molecule: messenger RNA, 6771 nt
Organism: Pieris macdunnoughi
Lineage: Eukaryota; Metazoa; Arthropoda; Insecta; Lepidoptera; Pieridae
Source: the annotation of a GenBank genome assembly